AUUAAAGAAUUAAUUCAUGGAAACUUUUUAAAGAGGACCACAACGUUUAACAGAAAAUGAAGUUGACAAAUUGAUGAAAUGCUAACCACAUCUUGUGAAAUAAACUUAUGAUCAAAUAGCAAAUCUAACUCCAAAUUCACAAGAAGUAAUAAGUAGAUAAGCUACAAUUAAUGUUGGUACAAUAGGACAUGUUGCUCAUGGAAAAUCAACAUUAGUGAGAUCUAUAACAACAAUAAAGUAUUUGAUAUGGUAAUACUUAAAAGUACAGUGCGUUUUAGAUAAGAGAGAGUCAGAAACAUUACAAUUAGAUUAGGUUAUGCAANUACAAAUCUCUUUUAUAAUAAUGCACAUAUAUAAUUCAAUUCAACGUUUUAUUUUCUUAGAUAAGGAUCUUUUAGCUUUAUCCAUCUCUUGUAACACUCUCUACAUAUUUUCACGAUGUUCUAGUUUAUCUAUAUUCACAAUUUCCAUCACAUGAACUUAAAAUCUAUUGUUAGUUUCAGCUAUCAUCUCUACUUCAUUUGA
This is a messenger RNA of Paramecium sonneborni, 525 nucleotides long. Lineage: Eukaryota; Ciliophora; Oligohymenophorea; Peniculida; Parameciidae. The record is from the annotation of a GenBank genome assembly.